AUGUUCGUAUCUGGACUCAAACCUGGAUCUAGCGAGGAAGAAGAAGAAGAUAUCAUGGAUAUCCUCCAGAAAAGGCGGGAAGAAUGCGAGCGCAAGGCGAGACGCGGGGAGAUGGACCCCCGGCUGGAGUUCACCUUCCAGCUGCUCAUCGACGGCACAGGGCUCCCGAGGCAUGCCAUUAUGGACCACGUCUUCGAAGGAAACAUGUUAGAUGACAUCAAUCAGCUUUUCCUGCCUCACAUGCGAAACAAACUGCUCUGGUACUACCAAGACGUCGAGGAAGUGGAGCAGAAGCCUCAAGCAGAAGCAUCGAAGCCCAGGCCUUCGGGACAAAAACCGGCACCGCCACAGGUCACCCUUAAGAAGAAACUGUUCUUAUCAGAUGGCUGGGAUGUCAAAUUCACCGGCAUAUGCAUUUAUAUGUUCCGGAUUAAUGUCAGCAAGCAGUUACCAGAAGAAGGAUUCCAUAAAGAUUUAUUUUGCGGUAUCCUCAACGCAGAGAAGGUGGGUUUGGUGACAGCUAUUGAGAGGGUGAUGGAAUAUGUGUACAUGAGCGCACUUGCGCACCCGAGCAGCGAUGGUGACGAAGACGAAACGAGGUUUCCAAUCGUGAAAAAUCAGCUGCUGCCAGGACUGAGGUCCUUUUGCAGCGCUUUAAAAGUUUGUGAAGAAGUGUGCAACCAAAUAAACCUAUUCGAUGACGGCUUGCACGUGAUGGAAAAGGUGCAGGAUCACUGUGAACUGAAGGAUAUGACAAAGAAUAUUAAUACUAUAACGAUGUUGGAAGAUCGUGUGGGCGAAUGGAUAAAGAAAGUUAUGGAGAUCUUAAGUGAAAGUGAACAAUUGCGACGCGAAGUAGACUCUAGCGGCCCACAGGAUGAAUUAGAGUAUUGGAAGAAGAGAGGUGCUCAAUUCUCGCAAUUGGUAUCAUACUUACAGGACAACGAAGUACAGAUGACACUGACGGUUCUCCAGCUAGCCAAUUCGAAAGUCAUCAAGCUUUGGCGGGAUACUGACCAUAAGAUAACGUUCUGCUACAAUGAAGCCAAAGAUAACGCGAAGUUCAUCCAAGCGAUGGAGAAGUGCUGCCACUCCCUGUACUUGGACGACCCAGUGAAGAUAAAGGAUUCCAUAUUGAGCCUUCUGCAAACAGUGAGGUUAAUACACAGCAUCUCUCAGUUCUACAACACCUCUGAAAGAAUCUCUUCUUUAAUGGUAAAGAUCACGAACCAAAUGAUAGAAACAUGCAAGCAGUACAUUACGUGCCGUUUCAAGGAAACCAUCUGGUCACAGGAGCGGUCACUCGUCAGAGAACGUUUAAUACACUGCAUCAAUUUGAAUAAAACUUACAGGGAAACCUAUUUAUUCGUUAAAAACCAGCAAUUCCUUCCCAACACGGAGCAGUUCAGUUUCUCCGAGAACUACGUGUUCGGCAAGUUUGACACGUUCUGUAGGAGGCUGACUAAGAUAAUCGCUAUGUUCGACAUCAUGGACGACUACAGUCACCUCUUCGAGAAACGCAUGGAGGGUCUAUUACUCGGGGAAGAUUUGGAAGAGGCUAUGCAAACUUUCGAGGAAGCCAAAAAAGCGGUGAUCAGUGCGCAAUACGACUUCCUCGACUACAGAAAUGGCGAGUUCGACAAAGACUACGAGACCUUCGAAGGAAAGACCGACGCCCUCAGGGAGUCCAUAGGGAACACCAUAGAGAUGAACUUCUCCAGCGUGUGGGAAACGCCACAGGGCAUCAAGUUCCUCACCAGAUUUGAAAAGGUGAGCCAAAAAAUCCAAAUAACCAAACUAAGUGAGAAAUACGAUCGUGUCCUAAAGUACUGUGAGAAGGAAGUGGACAAGAUAACGAAGAUGUUCAAGAGGCAGAGGGAAGAUCCACCACUAUUGAAGAACUAUUCGCCAGUUGCUGGGCGUAUAAAAUGGUCGCGAUGUCUGAUGCACAAUAUGACUGAGACCGUAGAGAACGUGUGCGCGCACCCGGUACUGCGCUCUUUGCCGGCGGCCGGUGACGUCACGCGAAAGUACUCCAACACCCGCUCCCUGGUCGUCUCAUACGAGGACACCAUGCGGGCCGUCUGGAUGAACCAGAAUCUAUGGGAUGUGGACGAUAGCCUAAACAACACGUUGCUGAAGAUAGACGAGGGCGGUCGCAUCACCGUGAAUCUGGACCAUACUAUUCGACUGCUGCUACGCGAGUCUGAUUGCCUCAUCAAGAUGGGACUAGAACUACCGAUCGUCUGCCACUCGCUGUACGCGAAGAAGAACUACUUCACGCUGAUUAACGACUCUUUACAGUUCCUUCUACGGGACUACCUCUGCACCGUGCGCCGCGUCAAGCUCGAAGUUCGUCCUCUUUUUCUGCCUCAAGUGGUCCGUCUCUCUUCCCUAUUACUUCCUGGUCUCCGCCACGUUACUUGGACCAGUGGUGACUGGCAAGCGUUCAUUGACCGGGCAAACGACGCCAUCAAAUGUUUCGACGUGUUGGUGACGAGAGUCCACGACAUUUACACCAACAGGAUCAUCUACGUACUCUCCGGCAUGCAGGAUGUUACCUUGAUUGCGUUGCCAGAAGAAACGCCUUGGAGAGUAGAUGAAUUCAUGGAGAAUGUGGAAAGUGGCUGUAGAAAUGCUUGUGUGGAACUGAACCGCAAGAGUCUUAUGGUUGAAGAAGCUGUCGAAGAAGUGUUAGAUCUAGUCAAGAAAGCUGCGCAACAAAUAAGACCCACAGAAGUUAAUCCUGAUUUCGAAUUUCUCAUUAACGACGAUGAUCCUCAAGAAGGCAGCGGUCCCGCGUCUACACCCGCGGACUCCACGUCGAGCGGCCAACAGGACUGGUCGGCCGUAUGGGAAUGCUUCGAAAAUCCACAUAAACUGCUGUCCACGCCAGCGGGCGGACUGUCCAAAAGCAUGCAGGAAAUGGUGAAAAAUGCGGUAUAUGAAAUGAGACGGUACUAUAGUAGGAAGGUGGUGGACGUCCUGAUCAGGGUCACCAGGAGGACUCUUGACCUCAUAAUCAAGCGGUUCAAUACGGAUCCUGAAAUCAUUGAUGACGAUUCUUCAAAGAAACCCAUAUUCCUACUACAAGCGACGUUGAUGAUUCCAAAUGUUUCGGUGAAGCCUACACUCGAGGAAAUCCAAGAGGUGCUUAUAGUAGCGGGGAAGCAUAUCUCCGGAUUAUCAAAAGGUGUGGCGCAAUGGACAGGCGGAAAAAUAAGCAGGGUGAACUGGAAGAAGAUUGCGAACAACCAACCGAACCAGCUCCUCAAAGUAGUUACGAAGCUUGACGAACAGGUUCAAUCAACGACACAGCACGGAGGUCAGAAAGGGAAGGUGAUGGAAGCAGCCAAGAUCAAGCGCAAGAAGCACUAUCGCCUCGAAUCGGAGGAGAAACCCUCGUUCCCUUUCCAACAAAAGAACUUCUACACGCACGUCAUGGAGAAUAAAGAAGUGGUGAAGACUUUAUCCUUGUUGUCGUCGUGUACGCAGAACAUUAAAACGGAACUAAACAAUCUUGUGAAACGUUGGCGUCCGUACCACUACCUUUGGAAAUGCGAGAAAACAUUACGGCAAUUGUUAGCGUGGAAUUUAAAUGACUUCGAACUUUCCCUAAAGAAACACAGCGAAUUAGAGGCCAAAUUAGGGACCGAACCUGAUGUUCUUGUGAUUGGCAACUGUCUGGCAGUGUCCACUGAAAAACUAAAACUGGGAUUGACGACAGAAUUGAAAAAUGGCAUGCACAGAUUAAGUCAAGCAAUGCGAAAAAAGUACAAACGCGAAAUGGACUAUGUUUACGCUAUAAUGAAUGAUCUUGAACGCAAACUGGAGCGUCCUAUCCGUGACUUGGAUGACGUCCGAAUGAUCAUGGAGACACUUAAGAAGAUUCGAGAACAAGAGGUUGAUAUGGAACUGAAAAUAGAUCCAGUUGAGGAAGCAUUCAACGUGAUCACUAGAUACGAGCUUACGGUGAGUAAAGAAGACUUGGAGCAAGUCGACAACCUGCGCUACACCUGGCAACAGCUGCAGGCACGCGCUCUGGCUUCCCACGUGCAGCUGCUGAGGAUGCAGCCGCAAUUCGAAGAGGAUCUUUUUAACAAUCUAGACAGGUUCCGCGAAGACAACUCUGAAUACGUCCACGAAUACAGAUACGCCGGGCCAAUGCAGGCAGGGCUGAGUCCAAGAGAAGCCUCUGACAGGCUAAUCUUAUUUCAGAAUCGCUUCGAUGGCAUGUGGCGUAAACUUCAAACGUACCAAAGCGGUGAGGAGUUAUUCGGAAGACCACAUACCGAGUAUCCUGAACUUGCGCAGAUCAGGAAAGAGCUCAAUUUACUGCAGAAAUUGUAUAAACUGUACAAUGACGUCAUCGACCGCGUCAGCAGCUACUACGACAUACCCUGGGGCGAGGUGAAUAUAGAAGAGAUCAACAAUGAACUUAUGGAAUUCCAGAACAGAUGCCGCAAACUACCAAAGGGUUUAAAAGAAUGGCCAGCAUUCUUCGCGUUAAAGAAGACCAUAGACGAUUUCAACGACAUGUGCCCUCUUUUGGAGCUGAUGGCCAACAAGGCUAUGAAAUCGCGUCACUGGCAACGCAUUAUGGAAGUCACGAAAUACAACUUCGAACUGGAUAAUGAAGACUUUUGCUUGAAAAACAUCUUAGAAGCUCCAUUGUUGCCGAACAAAGAAGAUAUUGAGGACAUCUGUAUAUCAGCAAUGAAAGAGAAGGACAUUGAAGCAAAGCUGCGUCAGGUCACCAACGAGUGGUCGGUGCACGAGCUGACGUUCCAGACCUUCAACAACAGAGGCGAGCUACUUCUGAGGGGAGACACCACCGCGGAGACCAUCGGGCAGCUGGAGGACAGCCUCAUGAUCCUGGGAUCGUUGCUCUCUAACCGCUACAACGCUCCAUUCCGCAAGCAAAUACAGCAAUGGUUAUUCGAUCUACAGAGCACCAACGAAAUAUUGGAACGUUGGCUCCUUGUUCAGAACAUGUGGGUUUACCUGGAGGCGGUGUUCGUCGGAGGUGACAUAGCCAAGCAGCUGCCGAAAGAAGCCAAGAGGUUCUCCAAGAUCGAUAAGUCCUGGCAAAAGAUCAUGCAAAGGGCACACGAAACACCCGGCGUGGUUUCUUGCUGCGUUGGCGACGAUUUACUCAGACAACUGUUACCCCAUCUACAAGAACAGCUUGAACUUUGCCAGAAGAGUUUAAGCGGCUACUUGGAAAAGAAACGGACAAUGUUCCCCAGAUUUUUUUUCGUAUCAGACCCAGCUUUGCUCGAGAUCCUCGGACAAGCCUCCGACUCUCAUACGAUACAAAAUCAUCUUCUCUCAAUUUUCGACAAUAUGCGCUAUGUCAAGUUUCACGAUAUUGAAUACAACAAGAUGAUAGCGAUAGUGUCGUCUGAAGGAGAGGAGAUCAAGUUAGAGCGGCCGGUGCGCGCCGAGGGCUCCGUGGAGACCUGGCUGACGUCAUUGCUGCAGUCGGCACAAGGCAGCAUCCACUCUAUCAUACGGAACGCUGUAGCCGUCCUCAACGACCCGGGCUUCAACCUACUGCUGUUCCUGGACAAAAUGCCAGCUCAGAUUGGCCUCCUGGGUAUCCAGUUAAUUUGGACUCGAGAUGGAGAAUUAGCGUUGCAACAAGCUCGCUCAGACAAAAAGAUCAUGAUGGAGACCAAUAAUAAAUUCUUGGAGCUUCUGAACACCCUCAUUGACCAGACGACGAGAGAUUUAACUAAGAUGGAGAGAAUCAAAUUCGAGACCCUCAUCACAAUCCACGUCCAUCAGAGAGACAUAUUUGAUGUGUUGUGUCGUCUCAACGUACGGUUACCGACCGAUUUCGAAUGGCUGAAGCAGUGCAGAUUCUACUUCAAGGAGGACGCAGAUAAGACUUGGAUAUCCGUAACCGAUGUAACCUUUACCUAUCAAAAUGAGUAUUUAGGCUGUACUGACAGGCUUGUCAUCACUCCGCUCACAGAUAGAUGCUACAUAACGCUCGCUCAAGCGCUCGCUAUGAGUAUGGGUGGGGCGCCGUGUGGGCCCGCUGGCACUGGCAAAACGGAGACGGUCAAGGAUAUGGGCAAGACCUUGGCUAAGUACGUGGUCGUGUUCAACUGUUCCGACCAGAUGGAUUACAGAGGUUUGGGGCGUAUCUACAAGGGCCUCGCUCAGUCUGGCUCCUGGGGUUGUUUUGACGAAUUCAACCGGAUAGAAUUGCCUGUGCUGUCAGUAGCGGCCCAGCAGGUCGCAGUUGUAUUGGCCGCCAAGAAGGAGAAGAAGAAAAGCUUCAUCUUCACCGAUGGCGAUUUGACAGAGAUGUGUCCCGAGUUCGGUAUCUUUAUUACUAUGAAUCCUGGGUACGCCGGCCGCAAAGAGCUUCCCGAGAACUUAAAGAUACAGUUCCGAACGGUGGCCAUGAUGGUGCCUGACAGGCAGAUCAUUAUUCGUGUGAAACUCGCUUCUUGUGGCUUCCUGGAGAACAUUACGCUAGCUCGAAAAUUCUACACCCUUUACAAACUCUGCGAAGAACAACUUACGAAACAGGUACACUACGAUUUUGGUCUUCGCAAUAUUCUCUCCGUCCUCCGAACACUUGGUGCUGUCAAAAGAGUAAACGUCAAAGAUAAUGAAAGCACAAUCGUCAUGCGUGUGUUGAGAGAUAUGAAUCUUUCUAAGCUCAUAGAUGAAGAUGAGCCUCUCUUCAUAUCAUUGGUGGCGGAUCUCUUCCCAAACCAAGCUCUCGAGAAAACUACGUACGAUCAUCUUGAAGAGGCUAUCAAGAAGCAAGUAGAGUUAGGAGGACUAAUUUACCACCCACCUUGGGUGCUGAAGUUAAUACAGCUUUAUGAAACUCAAAGAGUACGUCACGGUAUAAUGACUUUGGGGCCUCCUGGUGCAGGAAAGACUACUUGUAUUCAUACUUUGAUGAAUGCUCUUACAGACACCGAGGCACCUCACAGGGAAAUGCGCAUGAACCCGAAGUCCAUAACAGCAGCACAAAUGUUUGGUCGUCUCGACGUCGCAACCAACGACUGGACGGAUGGAAUAUUUUCAGCUCUAUGGAGAAAAACACUCAAAAUCAAAACUGACGAACAUAUAUGGUUAGUCUUAGAUGGACCUGUCGACAGUAUCUGGAUAGAGAAUCUUAACUCCGUUUUGGACGACAAUAAGACGUUGACUUUAGCAAACGGUGAUCGUUUGACGAUGUCUCCGACCUCUAAGAUAAUAUUUGAACCUGAGAAUAUUGACAAUGCAUCCCCAGCAACCGUGUCUAGAAACGGAAUGGUUUACAUGUCCUCGUCUGGCUUAGAAUGGGAUCCAGUUCUUCGGGGCUGGCUUAAAACUCGAUCUCCCAGAGAGGUUGAAGUAUUCACUGAACUUUUUGAACAAACGUUUCCAGUAGUAUACACUUGGUGUACGCAAAAUUUGACCUUUUGCAUGAGAGUGCUGCAAAGUAACAUUAUAUUACAAAUGCUAAGUCUACUUGAAGGUCUCGUCCCCCAACAAACAGUCGAACAGAGUGAAGAACCUUCAGCCAGUAAGUCCGUAAAUGGGGAUAUAGACGAUGAAGAAGACAAAGAAAAAGUUGAAGAGAUUAUACAAUUUACUCCUGAACAUCUGCAUAAAAUAUAUGUUUUUGUUCUUGUGUGGGGUUUCGGCUCCCUUUUAGAAACAAGCGACAGAAAUCGUUUUGACGGAUUUAUCAAAAAUAAAUUCGCAGAUAUUUUAGACAUACCGAAACACCCCAACAACAAGCCUUCAAUCUUAUUCGACUUCUACGUAAAACACCCUGGGAAAUGGGAACUGUGGGAUGAUUUAGUUACUCCCUAUCAGUACCCUGACACUGCCGCACCUGACUACGCGAGUAUUUUAGUGCCCAUCACGGAUAAUGUAAGAAUAAAUUAUCUAAUCCAUUGUAUUGCGAAACAAGGUAAAGCUGUAUUACUUUUAGGCGAACAAGGUUCAGCGAAAACGGUAAUGAUGAAAGCUUACAUGAAAAAUGUAAAUCCUGAACAGUUCAUGGGCAGAUCCUUUAAUUUUUCUUCAGCCACUAGUCCGUACCAAUUUCAAAAAACUAUAGAAAGCUAUGUUGAAAAACGUAGUGGCAUGACAUUUGGACCUCCAGGUGGGAAAAAGAUGUUGGUGUUCAUAGACGACAUCAAUUUGCCCGAGAUUAAUGAAUGGGGUGACCAAAUAACUAACGAAAUCGUGAGGCAAACUAUGAGUAUGGGUGGGUUUUAUAGUUUAGAGAAGCCUGGUGAUUUUACAACCAUAGUGGAUAUACAAUUCCUUGGCGCAAUGGGGCAACCAGGUGGAGGCAGAAAUGAUAUUCCACCUCGGUUAAAACGGCUAUUUGCUAUAUUUAACUGCCCUUUGCCUAACAAUGAGGCAAUUGAUAAGAUUUUUAAAGUAAUAGGCGAAGGUCACUACAAUGCCAGGCGUGGCUUUGCUAUGGAAGUACGAUCAUUAAUUAAAAAAGUAAUACCACUAACGAGAGAGCUUUGGAUGAGAACAAGGUUGAAUUUACUGCCGACUCCAGCCAAAUUCCACUAUGUGUUUUCACUACGAGACUUAUCUAGAGUCUGGCAGGGAAUGGUGGGAACUCUCCCUACAGUUAUUGAAUCAGAGAAAUGCCUAAUGUUGUUAUGGAAACAUGAAUGUUCAAGAGUAUUCUUAGACCGUUUCACUCACCAAGCUGAUAAAGAUUGGUUUAACAAAGCCCUGUAUGACAUCGCGGAGGAAAUAUUAGGAGUGGAAUAUAAGAAAAUGAUGGAAAAGGAACCCGUUUUUGUUGAUUUUAUGAGAGAUGCUCCGGAGCCAACUGGUGAAGAGGGUGAGGACACAGACAUGGAAUUGCCUAAAGUAUACGAACCCGUGUAUGAUUACAGUGAAUUAAGAGAGCGACUAGAUAUGUUUUUGGCACAAUUCAAUGAAAUGGUGCGUGGAUCCGGCAUGGAUCUGGUGUUCUUCCCUGAUGCUAUGCUACACUUGGUUAAAAUAUCAAGAGUCAUACGACAUCCACGUGGAAACGUCAUGCUUGUAGGAGUGGGUGGUUCUGGAAAACAAUCACUGACAAAACUGUCAACAUUCAUAGCGGGAUAUAGGUCUUUUCAGAUAGCCUUAACUAGAUCUUAUAAUGUAGGUAAUUUCCUCGAAGAUUUAAAACUCCUUUAUAGGUCUUGCGGAGUUCAAGGAAAGGGCACAACUUUCAUUUUUACCGAUCUGGAUAUAAAAGAAGAAGGUUUCUUAGAGUACCUCAACAAUAUCUUAUCAUCAGGAGUUAUAUCGAAUUUAUUCACAAAAGAUGAACAGCAAGAAAUUAUAUCAGAAUUAACUCCGAUAAUGAAACGAGAAAAUCAGAAACGUACACUUACAAACGAGCUUGUGAUGGAGUACUUUCUGAAUAGAACAUGUCAAAAUCUUCAUGUUGUAUUAUGCUUUUCUCCGGUAAGCGAAGCUUUUAGAAAUCGUGCGAUGAGAUUCCCUGCACUUAUAUCAGGAUGCACUAUAGAUUGGUUCCAACCAUGGCCCAAAGCAGCAUUGGUACAAGUUGCCGACCACUUUUUAUCAGAAUUCGAGAUCGAAUGUACUAAAGAGGUCAAAAAAGAACUGGUUACUGUCUUGGGUACAAUACAGGACGUCGUUUCUGGAGUAUCGACAGAAUACUUUCAAAGAUUUCGUCGAUCGUCACAUGUAACUCCUAAAUCAUACCUUAAUUUCAUCGGUGGUUACAAAACAAUUUACCAAAUGAAACAAAAAGAACUCGGAGAUGGAGCAUUGCGAAUGGAUACUGGGCUUGAAAAACUUCGUGAAGCUUCUAUUUCUGUAGAGGUGCUGAAAAAGGAUUUAGCAGUAAUGGAACAAGAUUUAGCGCUUGCAUCUGAAAAAGCUGAUCGUGUAUUAACAGAGGUAACGGAAAGAGCCAUGCAAGCGGAGAUUGUGAAGAAUCAAGUGCAGAUAGUAAAAGAAAAAGCUGAAGCUUUAGUAGCGUAUAUUGCCGAAGAGAAAGAAAAAGCUGAAAUAAAAUUAGAAGCUGCAAAGCCAGCGCUAGAAGAAGCCGAAGCUGCUUUAAAUACUAUCAAACCAGCACAUAUAGCGACUGUAAGAAAAUUGGGGAGACCGCCACAUCUGAUUAUGAGGAUAAUGGACUGCGUAUUGAUCCUAUUCCAGAGAAGAUUACAUCCACUAAUUCCUGAUACAGCUGCGCCCUGUCCGAAACCAUCCUGGGCAGAAUCAUUAAAAAUGAUGGCUAGCACAACUUUCCUUUUACAACUUCAAAACUACCCUAAAGACAUAAUUAACAAUGAAAUGGUGGAGCAUUUGUUUCCAUACUUUGAAAUGGAAGACUAUAACAUGGACACAGCUAAGCGCGUUUGUGGUGAUGUAGCCGGGCUUCUGUCAUGGACCAAAGCUAUGGCUUUCUUCCACAGCGUUAAUAAAGAGGUGCUUCCCUUAAAGGCUAAUCUACUACUGCAGGAAGCCAGGCUAAAGGUAGCUAUGGAAGAUUUAGCAUCAGCAGAAAGACAAUUAGAAGAACGUGAAAUGUCCUUACGCAAAGUGAAAGCACAAUACGAGUCUGCUGUGUCCGAGAAGCAGCAAUUGACAGACGCUGCCAACGUUUGCCUAAGGAAGAUGACAGCCGCCACAGCACUCAUAAACGGUUUAGGCGGAGAGAAGAUAAGAUGGACACAACAAAGUAAAGAUUUUAAAGAACAGUUAGGCAGACUAGUAGGCGAUGUCGUUUUAGCAACCGGAUUCUUAUCAUACUGCGGACCAUACAACCAAGAGUUCCGAAACAGUCUUCUUGACACUUGGAUGGGAAUACUAAAAAAGAAGGAAAUUCCCGUGACGGACAAUCUGAAUAUUACAAAUAUGUUAAUUGAAAGUGCAACAAUAUCAGAAUGGACAUUGCAGGGCUUACCCAAUGACGAUUUGUCAGUUCAAAAUGCUCUGAUUGUUACAAAAUCCAGUUCUUAUCCGUUAUUAGUUGACCCACAAAGUCAAGGCAAAAAUUGGAUUAAAAACAAAGAAAGUACAAAUGAAUUACAAAUCACAUCUCUAAAUCACAAAUAUUUUAGAACUCAUUUAGAGGAUAGUCUUUCAUUAGGUAGGCCGUUGUUAAUUGAAGACGUUGGUGUAGAAUUAGAUCCUGUAAUAGACAAUGUGUUAGAGAAAAACUUUAUCAAAUCAGGCUCAAUAGAAAAAGUAAUGGUGGGUGACAAAGAAUGUGAUGUCAUGCCUGGUUUUAUGCUUUACAUUACAACAAAAUUACCUAAUCCUGCUUACUCUCCUGAAAUAAGUGCAAAAACUUCCAUUAUAGACUUCACUGUGACAAUGCAAGGUUUGGAAGAUCAAUUACUCGGCCGGGUCAUUCUAAUGGAAAAAUCUGAUUUAGAAGAAGAACGCGUCGCACUGUUUGAAUCGGUAAUGAAAAAUCAGAGAAGUAUGAAAGAAUUAGAAAGUAACUUACUGUGUCGACUCACAUCAUCUGAAGGCUCCUUAGUAGAUGACGAAGCAUUAAUUCAAGUUCUGCAGGUAACAAAAACUACGGCAGAAGAGGUAAAUGAGAAGCUCAAAGUGGCUGAAGUUACAGAAAAGAAAAUUAUCAAAGCCAGAGAGGAAUUCCGAGCUGUGGCAGGACGGGGUUCUAUACUGUACUUCUUGAUAGUCGAAAUGAGCAAUGUAAAUAUAAUGUAUCAAAACUCCUUGAAACAGUUUCUCAAUAUAUUCGAUAGUUCUAUUACAAAAUCUACUAAGAGCAAUGUAACUGAAGAGAGAAUCAAUAUAAUUCUCAAGUACUUGACACGAGAAGUGUGGGCGUUCACCUUGAGAAGUUUAUACGAGCGACAUAAAGCUUUGUUUACACUUAUGUUAGCAAUGAAGAUUGACUGCCACAGAGGUUUGAUAUCCCAUGAUGAAUUCACUGCAUUCGUAAAGGGUGGCGCAUCCUUAGACUUGAAUGCUGUUACCCCGAAGCCGUUUAGGUGGAUCUUGGAUAUCACAUGGUUGAAUCUAGUGGAGAUUAGUAAACUAAAAAUUUUUAGUGACGUUCUUCAAAGAAUAUCGAGUAACGAAAAGGAGUGGCGAGUGUGGUAUGAGAAGGCGAAGCCAGAGGAAGAGACGAUUCCAAAUGGAUACCACGACAGCUUGGACGUGUUCCGUAAACUAUUGCUUAUUCGGUCAUGGAGUCCAGACCGCACACUUUCCCAGGCCAGAAAGUAUAUUGUUGAUUCACUGGGGCCCGAAUACGGUGAGGGAUGCAUUUUAAAUUUGGAAACGACAUGGGAAGAAUCAGAGCCACGUACUCCGCUCAUUUGCAUUUUAUCUAUCGGCUCGGACCCUUCGGCUCAAAUUGCAACUCUAGCAAAAGCAAAGGAAAUAGUCUUGAAGGCCGUAUCCAUGGGUCAAGGCCAAGAAGUAGUAGCCCGUAAAAUGAUAUCAGAUUCCAUGAACGAAGGUGGUUGGGUGCUACUGCAAAAUAUUCAUCUCUCUCUCCCAUUUUGUGUGGAAGCAAUGGAUGCUCUUAUUGAAACCGAACAUAUACAGGAAUCCUUCCGUCUGUGGCUGACGACUGAGGUUCACUCAGAUUUUCCAAUUGGUCUUUUGCAAAUGGCUAUUAAAUUCACAAAUGAACCCCCACAAGGCAUCAGAGCCAGUAUGAAAAGAACGUACCAGAAUAUAACACAAGAUACUUUAGAUUACUCUUCGUUAACGCAAUGGCCACCGCUGUUGUACGCUGUUGCAUUCUUACAUACCAUAGUUCAAGAGCGAAGAAAGUUUGGACCUUUGGGAUGGAACAUACCCUAUGAGUUCAACCAAGCGGAUUAUGCGGCUAGCGUACAAUUUAUUCAGAAUCAUCUUGAUGAAAUUGAUCCCAAAAAGGGAAUAUCGUGGCCCACUGUUUGCUACAUGCUUGGAGAAGUCCAGUAUGGUGGUCGAGUAACAGACGAUUUUGAUAAACGUCUGCUGACAACAUUCACCAACGUGUGGUUUUGCGAUGUUUUACUCAGGCCAGGAUUCGAGUUUUACAAAGGAUACAAAGUUCCUCAGACUAGAAAUUUGCAGGGAUAUGUAGAUUAUAUCAACCAGCUGCCUUUGACAGACACCCCUGAAGUGUUUGGCCUACAUGGUAAUGCUGAUAUAACAUACCAGAUUAACAGUGCAAAAGAUAUAUUAGAUACAAUAUUAAAUGUUCAACCUAAAGAAGGUGGAAGUCAAGGAGGGGAAACCAGAGAAAGUAUUGUAUACCGUCUGGCAGAAGACAUGUUAGACAAAUUACCUAAACAGUAUAUUAGUUUUGAAGUUAAGGAAGCCCUUCAGAAGAUGGGUGCCUUUUUGCCGAUGAAUAUCUUUUUACGGCAAGAAAUAGACAGGAUACAAAAAGUAAUUAAAACCGUCAGCUCUACUUUAUGCGACUUAAAACUGGCAAUUGAUGGCACUAUUGUUAUGAGUCAAGGUUUGCGAGAAUCUCUUGAUGCAAUGUACGAUGCUCGUAUUCCACAAAAAUGGUUGAAGGUCUCAUGGGAGUCAGCAACACUUGGUUUCUGGUAUACUGAGCUUUUAGAACGUGAGCAACAAUACAGAGUGUGGUUGAAGAACGGAAGACCUACCACUUUCUGGAUGACUGGCUUCUUUAACCCACAAGGCUUUCUUACCGCUAUGAGACAGGAAGUCACCCGUAGCCACAAAGGUUGGGCGUUGGACUCGGUAGUUCUACAAAACCACAUUACAAAAUUAAAUCGUGAAGAAGUGCACGAGGGCCCAGCAGAGGGAGUUUACGUUUAUGGCCUGUUCUUAGAAGGUGCUUCCCUAGACAGGAAGACUGGAAAACUGAUAGAGUCCAAGCCAAAGGUGCUAUACGAGCAAAUGCCGGUGAUUUACAUCUUCGCCAUCAACACGACCGCCGGCAAAGACCCGCGUCUGUACGAGUGUCCCAUCUACAGGAAGCCGCAGAGGACGGACGCGAAGUACGUCGGUUCCAUAGACUUUGAGACGGAUAGCAACCCGCGCCAUUGGACACUAAGGGGCGUCGCCCUUCUCUGUGAUAUCAAGUGAACAGUGAUAGUUACCUGCCUUUAUGUAAAUUGUCGAAAUAAGCAAUGAGUCGAUCAAUAAAUUUUUGUUUUACUUUUUGUCAAUAAGUG
Messenger RNA from Chilo suppressalis (striped riceborer), 14147 nucleotides. NCBI's taxonomy places the organism in Eukaryota, Metazoa, Arthropoda, Insecta, Lepidoptera, Crambidae. The record is from the annotation of a GenBank genome assembly.